GCAAGACAUCUGUAUAUUUGUGACUUUCACAAAAACUUAAUUCAGAGUGUGAGAAAUAGAAGAAAGAGGAAAGGCAGCGAUGAUGACGGUGACUCACCAGUGCAAGACAUUGACACGCCAGAGGUUGAUUUAUAUCAGUUACAAGUAAACACACUUCGAAGGUACAAAAGACACUUCAAGCUACAGACCAGACCAGGACUUAACAAAGCACAGCUUGUUGAAAUAAUUGGCUGCCAUUUUAGGACAAUUCCAGUGAAUGAAAAGGACACCUUAACAUAUUUCAUCUACUCAGUGAAGAACGACAAGAACAAACCAGAUCUAAAGAUGGAUAGUGGGGUUCAUUAGACGGAAAAGGUUGAAAAGUUGGGACUGAGACUCAGGCUGCAAAUCGAAAGACUGAGGGUUUUUGUUGAUAUGCAAAAGCUUUCUUUGUAACUUUUUCUCCCCAGAGAGUUUGUCUCUGUUUUAUUUUUCAUAACCUUGCUGAUUUGUUUAAAAACCAUCUCUUAUGAAACAAAUUUCCUCAGCAAAAGUAUUUUAAAUAAAUAUCACUGAUAUGGUUGCU
Phaethon lepturus (White-tailed tropicbird) is the source of this 565-nucleotide messenger RNA. RefSeq names its product Sin3A-associated protein, 30kDa (gene SAP30). Gene Ontology annotation, cellular component: histone deacetylase complex. Gene Ontology annotation, molecular function: protein binding; transcription coregulator activity. The record is from RefSeq and is a predicted model, not a curated record. The transcript is spliced from 3 exons. Lineage: Eukaryota; Metazoa; Chordata; Aves; Phaethontiformes; Phaethontidae. The annotation marks the transcript as partial. Gene Ontology annotation, biological process: regulation of DNA-templated transcription.